AUGGAGGAAGGCAAGAAUGAGAUGGAAGUGAGACACAGCGGGACUCCAGGUAACCCUACUGACCUGAGUCCCAGUAGCCACAGCUCCAACAGCUGUGAUUUGCCGAAACUGUCUUCUCCGCCACUGUCGCAGCCACGGCAACAGCAGUUACCGUUGACUCGCGAAGCGGGGCCCGACGCCGAGAGCGGGGCUGGGGUGAAGACGCCAGAGGUGGUCAUCGGGAACAAGUGUCAUCGCUGUGUAAAACUCUUUGCCCUGGAUGAAGAAAACCAGCUAUGGUCUUAUCUUGACACUGGAUAUGUCUGCUCCAGUUACGUGGACCAUCUCCAGGGACUGUCCCUACUAGUUCAGUCGAAGUCCGAUGGCUCACUGAUCUUGGAGUCAAAGAUACAUCCAGAAACACUGUAUAGGAGAAAAAUGGGAUUAUUAAUUGUUUGGUCUGAGGCUGAGAACCACGGAAUGGCAUUGAGUUUCCAGGACAAAGCAGCUUGUCAAGAGAUCUGGGAAGACAUUUGCCGUGUUCAAGGUGUAGACCCAUCUGUCAACAACACACAAGAGCCCUUGGACAUGUCAGAGGAAGAAGAAUGUGAUAAAAUGUCAGAAACUGAUCAUCUGGUUAACCUUCCUAACUGUGAACUCAAUAACCUUGAAGAGAUUGCUGACUUAGUUACCGCAGCUUUCUAUUCAUCUACCGGCAAGGAAAGCUUAGCUCUGAUAUUGGACAAAGAGGACUAUAUUCAGAAACUACUGCAGCUGUUCCACACUUGUGAGACCCUAGGAGACACUGAAGGCUUAUACCAAUUGCAUGAAAUUAUUAAAAGAAUCUUAUUGCUCAACAAGACAUUUCUGUUUGAAACCAUGUUUUCUGAUGAGUGUAUCAUGAAUGUGGUGGGAUGCCUUGAAUAUGAUCCUGCUUUGACCCAGCCAAAAAGGCAUAGGGAAUUCUUGACCCAACAUGCAAAGUUCAAGGAAGUGGUGCCAAUAACAAACUGUGAACUUAGGCAAAAAAUACAUCAGACGUACAGGGUACAAUACAUUCUCAACAUCCUCUUGCCUGUACCAUCCAUAUUUGAAGAACAUUGUGUUUCUACUCUUAAAUCUUUUAUUUUCUUUAACAAAGUUAAGAUAGUCCACAUGCUGCAGACAGAUAACGAGUUUUUGCCUCAAGUUCUUGCACAGUUAAAAGAUAAGACCACAGAUGAUGAUACGUGGCGUGAACUCAUGUUGUUUUUCAAGGAAUUCUGUUCAUUUUCUCAAGUAUUACAACCUGAAAACAAGAAUGCACUGCUCAAAACAUUGACAAAAUUGGGAAUUCUUCCUGCUCUUAAAAUUGCAAUGAGUCUAGAUGAUUUUCAAAUAAGGUCAGCUGCUGCUGACAUAUUUGCUUAUCUAGUGGUAUAUAGUCCAUCAAUGAUCCGAGAAUUCAUAAUAAAUGAAGCCCAGUGGAAUGAAGAUUGUAACCUUUUCAUUAAUUUAAUAAUUAAACAAAUGAUCUGUGAUACUGAUCAGGAGCUAGGAAAUGCUCUUAAUUUAAUGGGACUUCUUCAUUCUCUACUUGAUCCAGACAACAUGCUGGCGGCACGUAAUAACUAUGAAAAAUGUGAAUUUUUACAUUUCUUCUACAAACAUUGUAUGCAUAACCUCACAGCACCGCUCUUGGCCGCCACUUCAGAAGGUACAUGUGAAAAGGAUGAUAUACUUGGAACUCACAAAAACAGCAAAAAUUGCCUCAGUGCACUUCGCUUUAUGAGAAGUAUAAUUGGCAUUAAAGAUGAACUUUAUAAUCGUUACAUCAUCAAGGGAAAUCUUUUACAGCCGGUUGUAAAUGCUCUUUUGGGUAAUGGAAAUCGGUACAAUAUGUUGAAUUCAGCUAUUCUGGAACUAUUUGAAUACAUAAGAGUGCAAAAUAUCAAGCCUCUUGUUAAACAUAUAGUUGAAAAGUUUUAUAAAACACUUGAAUGCAUUGAUUAUGUUCAGACAUUCAAAGGUUUGAAGAUGAACUAUGAACAAGAGAAAGACCGACAGAAUCAAAUAGAGAAGAAAUUGAAAAUUGUAUUAUAUAAGAAAAUAUUUCACAGACGUUCCAGAGUCUUGGAAAAGAAAGAAAUCUGUUAUAAAGAAAAUAUAGGGGAAGAAGAAGCAGUUAUGCAACCAUUGGAAAAUGGUUUUCAAGUUCAUUCUGUGGAAAAUGAAAAAUCAAAAGAAGAGGAAAACAAGGCAGAUCUUCCUAAAAUAACAACUUCUGGUGGCUGCAAAUUUAUUUUCUCCCAUUCUGUUAGUGCUACUAAUGGAACAGGUAGCUCAACCGGUAGUAACAUAGUGGACUUAGUGGAUUAUCUGGAUGACAAUGAAGAAGAAAGGGAAGAUGAAACACCCCCCAGGAAAAGACCACAUCUAAGCCCAUAA
This is a messenger RNA of Hipposideros armiger (great roundleaf bat), 2406 nucleotides long. Its product is annotated as serine/threonine-protein phosphatase 4 regulatory subunit 3B-like. Gene Ontology annotation, molecular function: protein phosphatase activator activity. The transcript has 2 exons. Lineage: Eukaryota; Metazoa; Chordata; Mammalia; Chiroptera; Hipposideridae. Gene Ontology annotation, cellular component: protein phosphatase 4 complex; nucleoplasm. The coding region runs from base 1 to 2406 and encodes 801 amino acids. Gene Ontology annotation, biological process: DNA damage response; protein dephosphorylation. The record is from RefSeq and is a predicted model, not a curated record.